AUGACAGUCACGCAGAAACACGAAGAUCUUGAUGUUGUGCCUUGUUGGAUAAAUGGGAAGGCGGGCCCUCUCGAUACCAACAACCUGAUUGAAGUCUCCUCUUCGGCCAAAGGGAAGAAGGUCUACUAUGCACAAUCGGCAUCGGCGGAAACUGCGAUGGCAGCAGUGGAGUCGGCGGCGGAAACUUUUAAGAGCUUCAGCCAGGUGCCAUACAACAAGCGAAGGGAGUUACUGCUGAAGGUGGCUGAUGUCUUGGAAAGCCGCGUGGAUGAGCUGGCUCUAUAUCAAAUGGAGGAAACCUCCUGCCCGGAGAUGUGGGGACGAUUCAAUGUCAUCCUCGCAGCCAAAGCAGUGCGAGAGAUUGCAGCUAACAUUACCAUUGCUUGUACAGGAGAAAUGCCUCCACCAGAAACCGCGGACGCCUUUUGCCUUGUCUAUAAGCAACCCAUCGGACCCGUGCUGAGCAUGGCGCCCUGGAAUGGAAGUAUUAUUCUGUCAUGCAGAUCUCUGGCAGCCCCACUUGCAGCUGGAUGUACUGUUCUCUUCAAAGCCUCUGAACUCUCUCCGCGAACUCAUCAUGGAGUUGUCGAAGCAUUUCUCGCCGGUGGCAUUCCUGAAGGAGCCCUCAACCAAAUUCAGGUCAAACGUGAGGAUGCCACGUCCAUCACCGAAAUGAUCAUUGCCCAUCCAGCCAUUCGUAAGGUUGAAUUCAUCGGCAGUACCGCAGUGGGACGGUCGAUCGGCCAAGUCGCAGCGAAGUACCUCAAACCCAUUUUGAUGGAACUCGGAGGCAAAGCUCCUGCAAUUGUACUCAAAGAUGCAGAUCUCGAAAGAGCUGCUGCCCUCUGUGUCCAAGGGGCGACUAUGCAUCACGGUCAAAUCUGCAUGUCAACCGAGCGAAUCAUUGUGGUGGAAGAGGUCGCAGCAGAGUUUAUAAAGCAUCUAAAUGAUGCUGUAACGUCUUUGAAGGGAGAUGCAGGUUUUGCCGUCACCAAGGCAAUGGCCAAAAAGGCACAAAAGCUAAUAGAUGACGCACUGUCACACGGUGCCACUUCUUUAGUCGGUGGUAACCAAGAGCGAGGAGACAGCGGUGCCGCCCUUGUGCCAACUUUCAUCACUGGAGUUAAGUCUGGGAACCCUAUCCAUGAUGUUGAAACCUUCGGCCCGUCAGCAACCGUGUACGUGGUGGCGGAUGAGAAGGAGGCAAUCGAAACAGCUAACGAUAGUUCAUACGGACUCACGGGUGCUAUCCAUACGAACGAUAUUUUGAAAGGCCUUCGUUUAGCAAAACAGAUGGAAGUCGGACUAGUCGCAAUCAAUAGUAUGACUUUAUGGGAGGAAUCUCCAGUUCCGAUGGGAGGAGUCAAAGGGAGCGGCUGGGGCAAGAAUAAUGCCAGGUUUGGAAUAGAGGAGUUCCUCAUUCAGAAAGCGGUGGCGAUUAUCGCCGCAGCUGGACAACCUACUUUUGGAGCGAGCUAA
Messenger RNA from Exophiala aquamarina CBS 119918, 1479 nucleotides. RefSeq lists its product as uncharacterized. The transcript has a single exon. Bases 1 to 1479 code for a protein of 492 amino acids. The record is from RefSeq and is a predicted model, not a curated record. Gene Ontology annotation, molecular function: succinate-semialdehyde dehydrogenase (NAD+) activity. Lineage: Eukaryota; Fungi; Ascomycota; Eurotiomycetes; Chaetothyriales; Herpotrichiellaceae.